Molecule: messenger RNA, 2142 nt
Organism: Anguilla anguilla (European eel)
Lineage: Eukaryota; Metazoa; Chordata; Actinopteri; Anguilliformes; Anguillidae
Gene: seh1l
Product: SEH1-like (S. cerevisiae)
Exons: 9
Coding region: 171-1418 (415 amino acids)
Biological process (GO): positive regulation of TORC1 signaling; cellular response to amino acid starvation
Cellular component (GO): Seh1-associated complex; nuclear pore outer ring
Molecular function (GO): protein binding; structural molecule activity
Source: RefSeq, a predicted model, not a curated record
AUGGAAAAAAGAUUUGAAUAACGUGGUGUUGAAUUGUGGCGGUGACAUCAUGUACUGAUCUGCCAUAGAUCAGUAAUCCAGGGUCAGAAGAACUUUGGUUAAUUAUAAAAAGAACCAGCGGACCUUCUCAAAUAAGUUGUAUACGGGCAGCGAAUGUGUAGCACGCGAAAAUGUUUGUUGCUCGGAGCAUUGCAGCGGACCACAAAGAUCUCAUCCAUGAUGUAUCCUACGAUUUUCACGGCCGGCGAAUGGCGACUUGUUCCAGUGACCAAAGUGUCAAGGUUUGGGACAAAAGUGAGACGGGGGAAUGGCACUGUACAGCCAGCUGGAAGACUCACAGCGGGUCGGUGUGGCGCGUGACCUGGGCCCACCCUGAGUUUGGGCAGGUGCUGGCCUCCUGCUCCUUCGACCGGACAGCGGCCGUGUGGGAGGAGAUUGUGGGCGAAUCCAACGACAAGCAGAGGGGACAGAGCCAUUGGAUCAAGAGGACCACGCUGGUGGACAGCCGGACUUCGGUGACGGACGUGAAGUUCGCCCCGAAGCACAUGGGCCUGAUGCUGACCACGUGCUCGGCGGACGGGGUGGUGCGGAUCUACGAGGCGCCGGACGUGAUGAACCUGAGCCAGUGGUCCCUGCAGCACGAGAUCUCCUGCAAGCUCAGCUGCAGCUGCAUCUCCUGGAACCCCUCCUGUUCCCGCGCCCACCCGCCGAUGAUCGCCGUGGGCAGUGACGACGGCAGCGUGACGUACGCCGGAAAGGUUCAGAUCUACGAGUACAACGAAAACACGAGGAAGUACGCCAAGGUGGAGACCCUUAUGACCGUGACGGACCCCGUGCACGACAUCGCCUUCGCUCCCAACCUGGGGCGGUCGUUCCACGUGCUGGCCAUAGCGACCAAGGACGUUCGCAUCUUCAAGCUAAUACCGCUUCGGGCGGAGACGGCAUCCUCGGCGAGCCCCACCAGGCUGGAGGUGCAGAUUGUGGCGCAGUUCGAUAACCACAGCUCCCAGGUGUGGCGCGUGAGCUGGAACAUCACCGGCACCCUCCUGGCCUCCUCCGGGGACGACGGCUGCGUGCGGCUCUGGAAAGCGAACUACAUGGGGACCUGGAAGUGCACGGGGAUCCUGAAAGGCGACGGCAGCCCCGUGAGCGGCUCGUCCGGGCAGCAGGGGGCGCCGAACGCCGUGGGGGGGCCCGGGGCCCCGCAGGGCUCCCUGAACGGGACGUUGGCCGGAAGGUAUCUCUUUCCCUCUCUGGACCCCCCGUGGGCUGGGUCCAGGUGUGCCCAGCUCCUGCCCCCUCCCAGCGCGCUAGAGCAGACUUGCGAUAGCGACUACGCUAACCCGCAGCAGCCUCAACUCUCCUGGCAGUACACAGCCCAGCCGUUAAACCCCUUACCAGAAAGCGACGGGUUGUGAAAAGGUUUACUGUAAUAAAAAGGACAACACUAUCGAGCAACCCUGUAUACACCUGCAGUUCUCUUUCUCUUUUUUUUUUGUAAUUUCUUUCCUGCUUAUCCUUGGGUUCUUGUAUAAAUAUUUUUUUCUCUUUUUUUUUGUUAUGACUGGUCUCAGCGAGCUCAUUAGAAUGCAGACUGUGUCCGCCAGCAUGAAAACCGUUUGUUAGGUUUUCCCUUUUUCUUUCGCUAAAUUGCGGAAGGGAGACCAGCCUCUGAAACGGCCUGUUUAAAAUGGGUACCUUUUCUGCUGCUUUGUUUUUUAUUGAUACUGUUUCUGGUAAAUUGAAUCUUGAGUGCUGCAGUAACACACAGUCUCGGGUUUUACUGGGCUGUAAACCUCCGUUCCUUGAAAACCUUAAACUUUUAUUUCCCACAAAUCUCUGCUCUUAAUUGCAUAAGCAUGUGAUUAAUUUGCUCGGUUUGUCCGUUUUUACAAUCUUGCAGUGAUUGAAUCACAACUGAAGACUGUACUUGUGCCUUACACUGAGGAAAUACUUCAUUGGAUUACUUUGGGCAAUGAGAUGUUUGACACACUUAAUGUAAUAUACAGUGUAUAUAGUGGUACUAAGCUUUUAUCGUGUUUUUUUUUUCUUUCUUUCUGGGGAAAAAUGCCUGGCCAUUGAGUCACUGCGUAUUACUUUGGAGUCGAGCAAUAAAAUGUUUCAUGGCUGAUGCUCUCUUCA